CUCGUCAAUCCUCCAUCCAUCAUCAUCAUCAUCAUCCUCCUCCUCCUCCUCCUCUCUUUCAUUGACGCUCCAACCGCCAUCUUCGUGUCACUUCACGCCUCUUGCUCCUGAUCCACACUCACCCUCUUUCCUCUCCCUCGUGCUCAAUCAUUUUGCUCAACUGUCUCACAAUCGGCAUCUAGCUGCGCCCCUCACCCCACCCACAUCGCCGCCGGCCUCGAGCAUCGCCUCUGUUUACCUUAUCGGCACCUCCCCCGCGCUCCGACAACACGUCUUUCUCUUUGCUCCUCCCUCACAGUACGCCGCCCACCAGAUGGGCUAUCUGGAUCAACGUCUGCCCAUCACCACCUUCAUCUCGUCGACCAGGCCACAUUGAGCACUCAACAUGGCAGGCACACACGCCGCCAUGCCAAAUGGCACUGAUCAAGGCGCAACUGGCCCAUCUUCGGCCGCGAAUGGAUCACAAAGCUCCCAGGAGCCCGAAACGCGACCCCCGUCAGAAUUGUCCAAGAAGGUCGACGUAUCGCACUUUCCGCACUACGGCCUGAAGAGGGGCAUGGCGUGCACUUUCUGUCGGCGCCGAAAGCUGCGAUGCUCAGGCGAUCGCCCUCAGUGCACAAACUGCGUAAAGUAUACCAAGGUGUGCGAGUAUGGACCACCCGUCAAGUCGGAGAAGAAGAAGCAGCAACAGCAGGCACAGCAGGCACAGCAACAGCAACUUCAGCACCAGCAGCACCAACAGCAACAACAUCACUCGCACCAACAUCAGCAUCAACAGCCACAGCAUACUCAGGCGCCAAUGUACCCACUCCCGCAGCACCACCAGCCCGCGUACAGCAACGCGCCAUAUGGGAACGGGAUGCCCAUGGGCUCAGCUGCUGUGUCGGAAUACACGUCCACGCAUCAGUUACCAGUUGGCGCCAUUUACAACAGCGAACCUGUUGCACCCUCUGUCUCGCUCGACUACAUGAACGACGUGCUCUUGGAGCCUGGAUUGUUGGAACAGGACAGCUACUCGGCGGGCAUGGCAUCGUACCAAGGCCUGAGCGUGUUCGACAGUGGCUCCGCCGACUUUAGCCAGCCGUCGCCUUUUGCGAAUUCGUCAAUGCCGACAUCAUCAUCCGCAGGGCUUAGUCACCAUCAUUCACAGGCAUCAGCCCCGUCUAUAGCGCAACAGCAGCAUCUCGCUCAGCCCGUCAUCGGAAUGCCUCCUUACGUUGCACCGAGUGGACCAGAGACUUUCUCGUUUCCCGAUACGUCCACAAACCCCAACACCCUUCAAAACCCGUGGUCGACGACAGCAUCGACGUCCUAUCCGACUCCACAGAACUCGACGGGUUACGAGACAACCCCGAGCGUCAAGGCCCAAUCGCAGACAUCAAUGUUCACGGACACAUCCAUGACUACCGAGCCCAUCUUUGACCCGUCCGUGUCAUCAAUUCCAGAGGCUACUGCUUCUAUCACGCAGAUCGCUUCCGAUCCCUCUACUCCAGAUGAGCGACCUCGGCCCAAGCCGCAGAAGUCGGGGACCGGUUCGUCUGGCCAGGCAACACCAGAGCUCAGCAAUCGCCUUGCGUCAAGAAUGUACCAUCAGACAAACCUGCAUUAUGUUGCUAAUCUCACACCGGUUGACGGGUUAACGGAGCGACUUGGCGAGUUCCUGUUCAGCCCGAACUCGAGUGCCGUGAAGGAUGACGACGGAUCGAAGCGCGCGAGGCAUCAUCGUACGAGCAGUGGGACGCAAAGAGGAGGCGGCUCACGGGCGCAAGACAACUCUUCAUCUGUCAACCGCAUGCGCACGGAGUAUGACGGUUUGACGGAGGCUGCGCGCACGAUCUUGCUUGACUGCUUCCUGGCUCACGCACCGCUGUUCUUCGAGAUGAGCGUCCCUCGGUUCCGCUACCGCAUGUCAUUUACGGACAAGCGAAGACCAAGUCUCGCUCUUUUGAAUGUCAUGUACCUGUGGGCGACGCGUAUGUCUAACUCGCCGCAAAUGGUGAACAUGGAAAAGCACUUCUUCGAGGAGGCGUGCAAGUACCUCGAGAUGUCGACAUCCACUGUGGACCGCCUCAUUGACGCAGUACGCGCGGCCAUGUUGUUAGCCGUCUACUCGCACUCAUCUGGACGACAUCACGAAGGCUGGUGUCUAGGUGGACUCGCGAACCGCCUCGUGUUGUCGUGUGGCCUGCACCGUAUACAGUCCAACGUGCACAGGCCAGAGCCCAAGAAAAAUCCCUUCCUCCGCAACCGUGUGUUCCUUCUUCCGCCUCCCGUGGACGCGGUCGAGCUGGGCGAGAGGUUACAUCUUUUCUGGGCGUGCCUCGCGACGGACCGCUGCAGCUCGUUGGCGACGGGCUAUUCGUCUGGACUAAAGGACGAUGACAUUUCGACUCCGUUUGCGCGCCACCUCACCGACAUCGCCUCCGGGAGCGUCUCUGAGCGCGAUGACUAUACGAUUCGAGACAUAUAUCGUGGCCGCGCGCUCGAUUUCAGUAACGACACCCCGUACACCAAGUGGGCCAAGUGUGUGGUCAUCCUCGAGCGCGCGAGUAAGCUGCCAUUCCUGGAACCGGCGGAAGACUCGCCCUACAUCCAGGCCUGGAACCAGUAUCACCUUCUGGUCCACCGUAACCCGUUGCAAGCGCCGCCGCCCGAGUGUCUCAACCAGCCUCAGUACCGUAAUCCGCGGGAUUACCGCGAGUGCUUGCACGCCAUCGACAGUCAUGUGCAGGGUUUGGGCCCGGACGGAGUGUUCCCGGUGGUGCGCAAAAUGCAGGCGCAGCAGGAAGGCGCGCCCGAGCCCGAGAUCACGACCAACAUCCUCAUGCUGCACCACAUGAUCACGGCGGUGUACAUGCUCCUGAACGACAUCAACUCGCUGGACGUCGAGAACAACGAGGCGCUGAAGGCCGCGCGGAAGAGCGUGGUGCUGUUCCGCGCUAUGCCGCAGUUGCCGUUCACGGACGUGGACGCUUUCCUCGUGCUAAUCUGGAGCUUGAUCGCCAAGGUGUUGAUUAAAGAGGCGCACCGCCUCAUGAAGAUGGGGGAAGGGGACGCCGCGCGCGGCGUGGCUGCCGAAGCCGAGACGGUGAUCGGGGAGAUGGCGCGUAUCGGAGAGACAAUGUACUUGGCGCGGACGCAGGCCAAGGCUGUCGAGGAGCUCAAGGAGGCGGCGCUCUCGCCGGCGGGCGACACGGACGGUGUGCCCCAGCUGGAGAGCUUCAUGUUCCCUCAGCAGAUGUAGUAUGAUGGAUCAUCAAUUGCAAAUCUACGACUGCAGCACAAAGUUUUAGCCAUGAGAUUAAU
Molecule: messenger RNA, 3306 nt
Organism: Cutaneotrichosporon oleaginosum
Lineage: Eukaryota; Fungi; Basidiomycota; Tremellomycetes; Trichosporonales; Trichosporonaceae
Biological process (GO): DNA-templated transcription; positive regulation of transcription from RNA polymerase II promoter by galactose
Cellular component (GO): nucleus
Molecular function (GO): DNA-binding transcription factor activity, RNA polymerase II-specific; RNA polymerase II cis-regulatory region sequence-specific DNA binding; zinc ion binding
Source: RefSeq, a predicted model, not a curated record